Messenger RNA from Penicillium argentinense, 2214 nucleotides. RefSeq lists its product as uncharacterized. The coding region runs from base 1 to 2214 and encodes 737 amino acids. The transcript is spliced from 5 exons. Lineage: Eukaryota; Fungi; Ascomycota; Eurotiomycetes; Eurotiales; Aspergillaceae. The record is from RefSeq and is a predicted model, not a curated record.
AUGACAGAGACGACGAUCAGACUGCACAUCACCCCUCUCACGCCCGAACUACUCCCCUCGGUCCUACCACCGUCGAUGCGAUCGUCGGCCACCGACAUUUCCUUUCACAGCCUUCCCACAUUCCCCGAAAACGACUACGGAUAUAUUACCUUGCCGACCAUGGAGGCUGAGAAGAUCAAGAAGAAGCUGAAUGGUUCCAUUCUCAAGGGGAAGAAAUUCAAGAUCGAGACUGCUCGUCCUUCCAAAAGGCAAAGGCACGAAGAGGCCGAGGAAGUUCCCGCCGAGAAAGAGAAAAAGAAAUCGAAAAAGCGCAAGUCCGAGGAUGCCGAUAGUAGCGUGCUCGAGGGUUAUGAGCUGCCUUCGGAUCGCAAAGUGAAGAGAGCGUGGACAGAGCCUUCUGGUUCCCGGCGCAAAUCCGACAAGAAGAGCAAGGACGACAAGAAGGAAAAGCCCCAGCCCAAAUCCAAGUACACCGACAAAUCCGAGCUUCUGUUCCGGACCACCCUCCCACCCAAUCGAGCAUCCGAAGAGGCGGCCGAUGAUAAGAAAGCCAAGAAAAAGAAGAAGUCCUCGCGAGAGACUGUCGUCCACGAGUUUGAGAAAACAUACACACACCCGAGUUUCCUACGAACAGCCGGCGAAGAAGUCAAGCCCUCAACUACCUUCGACGAAGAGAAGGGAUGGGUAGAUGCUUCUGGAGACGUUAAGGAAGCCCCGAGUAAAAAGAGUCGCAAGGAGAAUUACCGACCAGGCAAGGUCGCCGGAGCUAAAGAGAAGCGUCUGUCAAAGAAGGCCCUUGGUGUCAAGGAAAAGUCAAAGAGCCCCGUUCCAUCAAGCGAAUCAGAUGAUUGGACAUCUUCCAGCGGUUCUUCGCUUGAGAGCUCAGAUUCUGAGAGUGAGAGCGAAAGCGAUGCCGAAAGCAAUUCUGACAAGUCUUCUAAGGAGGUCGUGAUAAAGGAGGCACCCAAGGAGCUCGCAUCCUUAAAGAAGACUACAACGCCCAUCAAGGGCAUCUCAUCUGCCGCAGAAGACUCUGAGUCUAAAUCGGAGUCUGGAUCUGACUCUAGCUCCAACUCUGAUUCCGACUCCGAUUCCGAGCCAACAAACACCAAGGAAGUAGCUGCGGAAGGGCCUGCUUCUAAUGAAGUCCACCCCUUGGAAGCUCUUUUCAAGCGGAACACCCAGGGCGCCUCUCGGGACCAGCCUGGCGAAGACACCAAUACCGGCUUCAGUUUCUUCGGGAAUGGUGACAUUGAGUCUGACGAUGAGACCAAGUCUGCCGAGCCCCAGACCCCAUUUACGCCAUUCACGAAAAGAGACCUUCAAGAUCGGGGUCUGCGAAGCGCAGCUCCCACUCCCGACACAGCCAUGAUCAACAAACGCAUGAACUGGACCGAGGAAGACGAGGACGACUCGGAGGACGACAUGUCUAUUAACACUCCCGUGUCCAAGGCCCGAGGCGCGGACGAACUUAAGGAGGAGACCGAGUUUACGAAGUGGUUUUGGGAGAACCGCGGUGACAACAACCGUGCGUGGAAGAAGAGGCGGCGUGAUGCAGCCAAGGAACAGAGACAGAGAGAGAACCGGAAGAAGGCUCGCGAGGCCGGACGCACUGGAUGCUCCUCUAAGUCGACCCUGCUCAGCGGAAACUCACGACAGCAAACCGUGGAGACCGAACUGCCGUCACAACACAGCAGGAACCUAAUCCAAGACCUCUUCGCAGCCCCGACGUCCUUCUGCAAAUGCACCUGCUUCUCUAACAGCACGAUUAUCCCUCUUGACCCGGCCAAGUCCGGAUCGGACCCCCUCAGCAAUGUGAUGAAUCUGUACUCGCGCGCAGUUGACAACACACUCGACACCGCCGAAGCCAAUUCCGAGACCGAGAGCGAUCCCGAGUCCGCGAUUCCCGACGAACGCGAGGAGGGUGACCUCGACCUUUCCAAACGCGCGAAGAAAUACCGCCAACUCAGCUGCAACGAUUGCAACCGCAAGUUCUGUCUGGACUACGAACUGCCGACAUGUAAAGGGGCGAAGGAGGACGAUGUCUUUACGACCUGUUUCCAGCGCGAUUCUCGCAAAGACGAGGCGGUAGUGUUCAUUUUUAUUUUUGCGACGGGCGGCCUGCUGGCGUGGGCAGUUUGCAAGCCGUGGGUUGAGCGAUAUCUCGAGGCUGCACGAGAACGCCGAUCGUACAUGCCCGUUGAAGAGAGCUGA